GACACGAACAUUUGUUCACUGGAUCCGCAGUCAUCAAAACUUACUGCCAUCAAUUUCGGAGCAACUGAAAUAUCAUUAAUUGAUGAAAAUGUAAAGAUGCUGAGCAUCUUAAAACCUCCAUCCGCUCAUAUCUAUGUGGUUGAGCCGUACAGCUUAUACAUCAGAAUUAGCGGCGAUUCGUGGUACUUGGAAAAAAAUCGCGAAUAUCAUAUUUCAUUGGUUAUUGCCGACAGUGAUGAUAAUCCAAUGUACAUACCCGAGAAUGCAAAUUUCGCUACCAAAGUACCAGAGGAAUAUUUCAAACUCAUUAACAAAUCACGAAAUGGCGCAAAAUUCCAUGUGAAAGCAAUGAAAAGUGGCACUGCUAGUAUCCAGGCGACCUUUGUCUCAGUUGUAGACCAAGAUGGCAAUGAAAGAAGGAUGCCUUCAUCGGUACGCGGUGAAGCCACUGCCACAAUAUCGGAUCCAAUAGAAAUUGUGCCCUCGUUUGUUGCAUUCCCGUACGUUGACGUCAAAACAAUUCAUUCGCAGAAGCUUACGGCAAAAGGUGGCACCGGGUCAUUUGUAUGGUCAAGUGUUCAUUCAGAAAUUGCUUCUGUGGAUCCAAAUGGCAUUUUAUUGUCUGGAAAGCUGGGCGAGACAGAAAUAUUUGCAAGAGAUGUGCAGAAUAAUGCUCAUUCUGGUAAAGCAAUUGUUCAAGUGGUGCAGCCGACUGGGAUUGGUUUUGGGAAAUCACGUGUUGAGGCUGAGGUUGGCACUGACCUGACACUAUAUGUGAAAUUAUGGGCCACCGGAAAAUUUGGAGAAAUUUCAAUAAUGGAUUGUCGCCACGUGGAAUUUUUAAUAAAAAUAAUGGACAACAGCAUAUUUAAGAUGAAAACAGAUGGAACUCAGGAAAAGUCCCCCUAUGGUGAUGGUUGUUCGAGUUUCGUUCUCACUGCACUUGCAUCGGGUGAUACCACUGUGAUGGUUCAGUUCGGCAACAUGUCUGCAUCACUCCAAAUUUCGGCUUUUCCACCUCUCAGACUGGAAACUCCAACAGAAGUGCUUGUUCUUCUUGGCAGUCAUCUUGCUGUGCGUACGGUUGGUGGUCCGAGACCGUGGAUUGUGGAUUCGUCGAAGUUCUUCUCGAAAUUGCUCUACAGCAAAGAUUCGAAUCUUAUCACUGAUAGCACUACUGACGGACACACUGUCACCUGUAGAAAUGUAAAAGGCGAUGUUGCCAUUCUUAUUGUUGUUGGUAAUGAAGCAACUUCCUCAAAUCCGUUGCCUGCUAGAGCUGAGGUCAAAAUGAGGUUGUGUUGUGGUUUGCCCGAUCGAUUGUCGCUGUCACUGCUAAGGCCGCAUCAGAGUCGCUGUCCAGCCGGUAAUGCUGUUAGCUUUAGUGAGCCGUCCAAGAUGGUUUUAUCAGCGCAUGGUCGUUGUGAAUCAGGUCCCUCGAUGGGCACUGAGAAACAGUUCGACUCGCUGACUUCUCUUCAAGUGAAGUGGAGUAUAAAUGAAUCGAAUUUGGUGCAAGCUGUCGAAGAAGCGAAUUCUGUUGAACCACAUAAAGGUUGCCCCUAUUUGUUUUGCUAA
Messenger RNA from Gongylonema pulchrum, 1578 nucleotides. Lineage: Eukaryota; Metazoa; Nematoda; Chromadorea; Rhabditida; Gongylonematidae. The record is from the annotation of a GenBank genome assembly.